AAAAUACCCAAUAAAUCGUGCUGUGCACAACAUACCAAAAUUGUCUCUCUUCAGUCUUCAUUCACUCCCUUCUCUCGCAAGCCUCGCUUGUUUUUCUCUUUUCAAAUUCCAACUUUCCAUAAAUUCAAUUCAAACCCCCCUCUUUCCUUACAACUCAACGCACACUCUCUUCUCAACAAAAUGGCAAGCAAUAUGAAAGUUGACGAACUUCGAGCUGAGCUCUCCAAACGUGGCCUUAACACUAGUGGCAUCAAACCCACCUUGGUAAUGUGAGGAGACUGGAUGCAGCUGUUCUCAAAGAAAACGAUCAAUCAACGGUGAAAGAUGAGUCUAAUAAUAAUUCAACAGUGGGGAAGAAGAGAGACAGAGAGGAUGAAGAUGAAAACAAUGAAGAUUCAAAGGAAAUUAGCGCAAUCGAUAAGUUUCAAGGGAUGAGUAUCCAAAUGUUGCGCAAGAAAGCGUCGCUUAGAGGGAUUUCCACCAUUGGUACUAAGAAAGAGCUCGUUCAAAGGCUCAGUAAUGCUGCUGCUGUUGAUGAUGGAAAUGCCAAAGGAGGAGAACUAGUAGAAGGAAAAGAAGAAAAACAAGACAAAAAGGUUGUCGAGGAAGUUAAGAAGGAGAAGCUGGUAAUAGCAACAAAGAAAGGUUCAGCUGUCCUGGAUCAAUGGCUUCCAGACCAUAUAAAAACUCAUUAUCAUGUGUUGAAAAUGGGAGAUGCAAUUUAUGAUGCGAUGUUGAACCAGACAAAUGUAGGGGAUAACAACAACAAAUUCUAUGUGUUACAAGUUCUCGAAGCUGAUGGUGGUGGCACAUAUAUGGUAUAUAAUAGAUGGGGCAGAGUAGGUGUGAAGGGUCAAGAUAAGUUGUUUGGAGCCUAUUCAUGUAGGGAAACUGCUGUCCAAGAGUUCGAGCAGAAAUUCUUGGCCAAAACGAGAAAUCAUUGGUCUAAUCGAAAAGAUUUUGUUUCAUACCCAAAGUACUACACUUGGUUGGAAAUGGAUUACAGUGAAAAGGACCAGGACCAAGAAAAGUUUUCGGCUUCUUGUACCAACAUUCAACCUCAGGAAAGCAAACUUGAGCAGCGUGUUGCAAAGUUCAUCUCUCUUAUUUGCAAUAUUGGCAUGAUGAGGCAGCAGAUGAUGGAAAUAGGAUACAAUGCUGAGAAAUUGCCUCUUGGAAAGUUGAGCAAAUCCACAAUUUUUAAGGGUUAUGAUGUCUUGAAGAGGAUUGCUGAUGUCAUUGGCCAGUCAAACAGAAAAUUGCUUGAACAAUUAAGUGGGGAAUUCUAUACGGUGAUUCCUCAUGAUUUUGGCUUUAAGAAGAUGUAUGAGUUUGUCAUUGACACGCCUCAAAAAUUGAAAAGCAAAUUGGAAAUGGUUGAGGCAUUGAGUGAAAUUGAGCUUGCAACAAAAUUGUUGAGUGAUGAUGUGGGAGUGCAGGAUGAUCCCGUGUAUGCUCAGUAUGGACGGCUUCAUUGUGAAUUGAUACCAGUAGAAGUUGGUUCAGACGAAUUCUCCAUGAUCCAGAAGUACACACAGAAUACUCAUGCAAAAACACAUUCGAAUUAUACAGUAGAUCUUGUUCAAAUAUUUAGGGUGUCAAGAGAGGGAGAAGAUGAACGGUAUAGAAAGUUUGCUAAUGCAAGCAAUAGAAUGCUGUUGUGGCAUGGCUCUCGGCUAACAAACUGGGCUGGGAUUCUAUCUCAAGGAUUACGCAUUGCUCCACCAGAAGCACCUGUAACAGGAUAUAUGUUUGGCAAAGGGGUCUAUUUUGCUGACAUGUUCUCCAAGAGUGCAAACUACUGUUUUGCCAGUUCCACUGCUCCUACUGGUGUUCUACUUUUAUGUGAGGUAGCAUUGGGUAAAAUGGAGGAGCUCCUUGAUGCAAACUACAAUGCAGAUAACUUACCAGCAGGGAAGUUAAGCACGAAAGGAGUUGGUGGCACUGCACCAAAUAAGUCAGAGUCGCAGGUACUCAGUGAUGGUGUGAUCGUCCCCUUUGGAAAACCAGAGAAGAGGAAAGAUCAAAAGAGUAGUCUUUUGUACAAUGAGUACAUAGUUUACAACGUGGAUCAGAUAAGAAUGCGCUAUGUUAUUCAAGUCAAUUUCAACUAUAAUCGGUAAGGAGCUUGCAGAAGGGAUGCUGUACAAGAUUGCUGAUAAGGGAUGUGAUGUGCUAUCAUAAUUUUGUGAAGAGAGGAGUUCAUAACGAUCAGUCCAUAACUACUGUGGUUACUAUCUCAAGGGUGGAAGAGCUUCGAUUUUGUAUAGAUGCAAGCUCAUGUGCACUGUCUAGUUGAUCCAAGCUUCACGAGCUGUGAAAUCGUAGAGUAUUUUCUGUAUAUUGUGCUGUUUAGGGGCUACACAUAUUAAUUUUGAUCAAACGGAAUUUCUGGAACGGUUUCUAAGAUCCAAAUGCAUGUCCUAACUCCUAUCCCAAACUGCUCGGGGUUUGAAUAUUUUUUUCAGGAAAUUAGGGUUUGAUUUUUAAAUACCACCAGUGCUCUAAAAUGAAAAUAACAUUUAGUCGAGACCUCAAGUACAUAUACUAAAGUCUUAAUCACUAGCCUAAGUUGUAUUUAGUGUUAUUAUUAUGAAGUAUUAUAAUAAAUGAAUGAAUUUUUUUCUUA
Beta vulgaris subsp. vulgaris (sugar beet) is the source of this 2629-nucleotide messenger RNA. Its product is annotated as poly [ADP-ribose] polymerase 2. The record is from RefSeq and is a predicted model, not a curated record. The coding region runs from base 432 to 2123 and encodes 563 amino acids. The transcript has 18 exons. Lineage: Eukaryota; Viridiplantae; Streptophyta; Magnoliopsida; Caryophyllales; Amaranthaceae. Gene Ontology annotation, molecular function: NAD+ poly-ADP-ribosyltransferase activity.